ACAUUUCUGUCCUCAUCAAAAUUACUAUUUUUAGAAAGUGUACAUAUUUACUGCACGAUGAAAGGGAAAAUUGUUGAAUCCAUUUCUGUUAAUGACAAUAAUCUAGAGGGAAAUUUAAUACCUGUUCUUCUUGCCUACAUGAUGUGAAAAUAGUCUGAUUUGAAAUGGUGACAACUGUUACUGUACACUACGUGUCGUAAUAUGGCAAAUGCAAAUAUUAUAACUCGAUGAAAUUUAAAAGAAACUUAUUGUUUGUUUUAGUUGAAACUUUCCAGUCGAACCAACAGUGACAGUUUGAAGCCAUUUGAUUGUUUACUAAGGCUGUUCUGACGUUGGAAGAAGAAUAUAUAUAUUUUUUUAAUGCUUUCUAAAGGGUAAACUUUAAGGUGAAGGACCAUAGUAUAGGCAUAAAUUAUAUAUAUAUAGUUAGAAGAUUGUUGAUACUUGUUGGCCAGAAAAGAGUCUGAAACAUAACAUAUAAAGGAUGUGAUUUUCCAUGUCAUUUUUGUCAAAACAUUUAAAUUAGGUUAGACAAGGUGAUCAGUUUGUUAAGUCAACCUGUAGGUAUUUGAAGACCAGACAAAAGACUGACACACUCCAGCUAUACACUAAUAAUUAAUCAUGGAUAGAUAUAUGCGAGUAAAGAAAAUUGGAGAGGGAGCUUUUGGCAAAGCUAUUUUGGUAAAGAGUAAAGAAAAUGGGAAGCAGUGUGUUAUUAAAGAAAUCAGCCUGGGACGAAUGGGACCCAAAGAAAGAGAAGAUUCCAGAAAAGAGGUAGCAGUUUUAGCCCAGUUAAAUCAUCCUAAUAUUGUUACCUAUCUGGAGUCAUUUGAAGAGAAAGGAACACUUUAUAUAUGUAUGGACUACUGCGCUGGAGGAGAUUUGUAUUCUAAAAUAAAUCAACAGAGAGGGGCAUUGAUGACUGAAGAACAGAUAUGGUCAUACUUUGCCCAGAUAUGUUUAGCUAUAAAACAUAUACAUGACAGGAAAAUAUUACACAGAGAUAUCAAAUCACAGAAUAUAUUUCUUACUGGUGAAGGUAGAGUGAAGAUUGGUGAUUUUGGUAUAGCUAAAGUUCUAAAUAGUACCAUGGAAUUAGCUAGAACAUGUAUAGGUACACCAUAUUAUCUAUCACCUGAAUUAGUUGAAAAUCUACCUUAUAAUAAUAAGAGUGAUGUGUGGUCAUUAGGUUGUGUUCUGUAUGAAAUGACAACUUUAAAACAUGCUUUUGAGGCAGGCAAUAUGAAAAAUUUAGUUUUGAAGAUUAUCAGAGGUGUUUAUCCACCGAUCCCUCCUAAAUAUAGUUAUGAACUACGUGGAAUUAUAGCGCAGUUAUUUAAAAGAUCUCCAAGAGAUCGACCAUCUAUAAACUCUUUGCUGCGUAAAAAUAUAAUGAUGCAGAAAGUGAGAAAUCUUUUAUCUGAUGAUAAAUUAGCGGAAGAAUUUAGUCAUACUAUAAUGCAUGGUAAGAAGAUAGCCAGAGCUCUUCCACCACCUCCUCGUCCUGGAUCUGCUAGACCAGCAUCAGCCAAUUCACGACCAGGUUCAGCUGCUAAGAGAAGUGUAAGCAAACCAGCUCAAUCUAAUUCUAAAUAUAACCCAGCAAAUAUUUAUGGACAACCACUGGUUAAAAAAUCUAACGAAAAAAGAUCCGGCGUUGAUGUAAAGAAAAAGAGUGGUGCCGGAAGAAUUGUACCUGGUCAAGCUGAUUGGGAAAAAAAGAGAAUAGAAUUACGAGAGAGAGAAAAACAGAGAAGAGACGAGGAAAAACAAAAGGAACAAGAAUAUUUUGCUAAACAACAUAAAGAAUUUGUACAGAAACAAAAGAUAGCUCAGAUAAAUAGAUCUAGAGAAGCUGGCUGGAAUAAUUUACUUGAUCCUCCCCCGACACCCAAACAACCAGAAGUUGAAGUCCGUCAACCACCACCACAGAGAGCACCUUUAGUUGUACCUAGGAAACCAGAAUUUAGAAUAGGAGGUGAUAAAGGAAAUUAUGAACACUAUAAUGCUUACCUUGACAAAAUGCAACAAGAUCGUAUUAAUAGAAUACGUGAAGGUGGACCUGUACCUUUACCUAGACCGGCAGCUAUACCAUAUAUGCAAGCUCCUUCUGAAGCAGCCCCGCCAAAGAGAUUAGGUAGAGAACAGUUUCAGUUUAAUAGAGGAGCUGGUCAGGGUGCUGAAGACAGACGGGCAAUAGCUGAGGCUGCUGAAAGAAAUAGGUUAGCAGAGGAAUUCUUAAACAGAAAAAAGGAAGCAGCAUUAAAUAAAGCUCGAGGUCAAGCUGAGAUAUAUGGUAAUCGUCCAUCAUCAGCUGGUGUACAAAGAGCAGCAACUCCAAAACUACAAGUUAAACCUGGUGCUGCUGUUUCUGCUAGAAAUAGAGAAGAACAAGAUUAUCUAAGUCAACUACGUAAAAUACGAGAACAGAAUAUGCGUGAACGAAAAAUGUUACAAGGUAAAAAAGAUCCUGAUAAUGCUGAUUUAGGAAAAUAUAAGCCACCAUUAGAUGAAGAUAGAAGAAAGAAAAUAGAAGCCUUAAAGAAACAGGCAGAUGACUGGGCUAACCGAAAUAAAGAGGAAUCAGAAAAGGCUAAAAAAGAUUUAAUUGCUCUUCGACGUAAUUUAGAGGAUCAGGCCAAAAGUCGACCACCAAGCAGAAAUGUUCAAAGCAGACCGGGCUCUGCUAAUAAGAAGCCUGUUGUUGUUAUGAAACCUGCUGCGGCUGUACCUAUUACUGGUGUUUUACAAGCUAUAGGGGCGACAGACGACAACAGUUCUAAUCCUACACCUGAUAAUAAAGAAGCUACACGUCAACAACAAAAAGAAAAUAUUUUAAAAAGAUUGAAUGAAAAACAAAAUCCUGGUCGCUCAAAAUGGGUUAAUCCUGAUGGUACAUUCAUACCAGCAUUUGGUGGUGGUGAUGAUGAAGAAGUUGCUAGUUCUGCAAGAUCGCAGUGGGAGGAAGGUCAACAGGUUAAAUUAUCUGACCUCCCACUCGAGCAGACAUCAUCUCAAAUGGAAGCCACAAAUGCUGGAGAUCAGGUGAUCAGAAGUCCAGAUGGUAAAAUUAUUAGAGUGUCUGCUGCUGGAGGACGUCAGGAAUGGGGAAGACCUGGUUCUACAAUACUGAAUGCUUUACAAGGUUUACCAAUAGAUGGUACUAUGGCCAGUACUGUAUCAGGUGGUAGUGAUGACAGUCGGCCAUCUGAACCAACCUCCCCACACCCACCAAUUAAUAUAGUCAGUGGUAUAGGAGCUACUAUAACUGUAAAUAAACCACUCAUUAGAGAAGGAACUAUAACAAUUAAAUCUGCUGAAGAAUCUGCUAAUAACAAAGAUUCACUUCCUGUGGCACCUUCCUUAUCUGACCAAAACAUCGAAGAUAUCAAAACAGCACUUUCUGUUAUUGGUGAAUUAGAGGAAUUUUCACCCAAUAAAGAAACAGAUAACAAAACUGCAAAAACUGGUGAACCUAGUGAUGAGAUUAAAUCAAACAUUGUGCAAUCAAAUACAGAAAUACACACAACCUGUAACGAUAACCAAUCAGAAACAUCUUCUCAAAUUGAUGCAAUUUCAAUCAAACAAUCAGAGAUUACAUCUGCUGAUGGUGAAUCUAAUAACCAACCAAAUACUUUUACACAAAGUGGUGCAAAGUUAGAUGACCAAUCAGAGAGUACAUCUGCUGUUAAUAAAUCUGUACCGACAUCUAAUGAUUUACAAGAUUCUAGUGUUGAAAAGCAAGGUACCAGACAGUCUGUUGCAGAGCGAUUGAGCAACAAUUUUUCCAAAGACGGUUCUACAGAAACAAUUGGAAAACCAGCAAUUCCUAAAAAACCUCAGUUUGAAUUUAAGAAACCCGUACUUCUACCCAAACCUGAUUUAUCUGCUGCUGAAUUUGCUAAACCUGUGAUAGCACCAGUUGUAAUAAAUAGUAAAGGAGAGGGGAAUCUGUUCUCUAGGGUACAACUAGACGACGAUGAAGACUUCGGGGACAAUAAAUCACCCCAAGCAGAUGCCAAACCAGAAGUCAUUCAAGAACAGAAUGGGAAAAUGGUUGCUAAGGGACUUACAACUGGAAAUUUUGACAUUGGAAAUGUUAAGAUGUUAAGAACAUGUUCAGAACCUGACCUAAGUAAAUUAUUUGAAACUGGUGAAAAGAAUCCUACACCACCAUUGACCAGACAUUUAAGUCUUGAUCGGCUUAAUACUGUACAAGAGGAGGUUGAUGAUGAUUUAGAAUCUGUAAAACAGAGUUUAUCAGAGGUAGAUAUAUAUUCCCCUAGAUCCGAUACAUCACAACCAAAAUCAGAUAAUGAUAACAACACAGAUGAUCAGCAAGUAGAAAAUGAUGAUAAUGGUGAUGAUGAAGAUGGCGAUGAUGAAGAUGAUGAUGAUGAUGAUGAUAUAAUCAAUGUUAGAGCUACUAUGCAGAGUUUGUUAAUUGAUGAUGAUGAUGAUGAUGAAGAAAAUGAACAUGGUGUAAAAGUAGAUUUUAAACUGUCAGAUACAAGUCAGAAAAAAUGUAAAGCUGGUGAUGACAGUGAUGGCAGUGAUAUAAACAUUGAAAAUGAUGAGAGUGAAAAUAAUGAUGAUGGUAAUAAUGAGAUUGGAGAGAAUGAUGAUGAUGAUGAUGAUAAAGAUGAGAAAGAAGAUGAGAAAAGUGAUGAAGAUGAUAAUAAAGGACAUAUUAAACACUCUCAAUCUGAUUCAGUUUUAAGUCGUCACUCUAGUCUCAAAUCUGACACAUUUUCUGAUUUGUUUGCCGGUGAUAGUGAUGGAGAAACAACAUUUGGUGAUGAUGAUAAUGAGGAUGAUGAAUAUGAUGUUUAUGGAAGAUUAGAAGAAGCACGAGCUGAAUUAGAAGAAGUUUUAGGAUUUGAUCUCUUUAUUAAAGUUUAUAAAGCCAUUCAGGCUUUACAAGAAGAUGAAGAUGAAAAUGUUGAAGAAGGAACUAAAAUAGCUUUAGAAAUUUUAGGAAAAGAAAAUGAAAAACAUUAUCCAAAGAUAUUCCAACUGGUCAUGUCUGAUACAGCAUUUACAGAAGAUAAUGCAUAAAGAGAAAACAGUUUAUAUAUUGAAACAAUAAAUUCCAAGCUCCCUGUGUUAUUAAAGCUAGCAAUUAAUAUAAAAGUGCAUAAUUUUACAAAUAAAUUACUCCAAAACAUAUUUUACUGUCUUAAGUCAUAAGGAAUGGGUAUUGAAUUUCGGUGGAUUAGAAUGUCCCUGGUUCAAAUCCUAGCCAAGAAAAACCUCUAUGACUUUUCAAGCCAGAUUCUCACCAGCCAGUGCCCAGUCACCUGUGUGUAUAUUGGCACAUAUUAUUCUAUGAUUUUUCAACCCCAUUCCAUUCCAUCAAACAAAUUCAACUUUAAUAAAUUGAAAGAAUGCUUGUUCUAAGAUUUUACAAAAGGAAUUUUAAAUUUGUUUAUGUAUAAAAUUAAAGACGACCAAAUUCAAUUUUCAAACAUUUUGAUUCAGACACUUAUGCUUCCUGUUGGUGCAAUUUUUGUUUGUGCACAGGUUAGGUAAUGUCUGAAUGUGUUUAAUUAUAAUUUAUAUGAAUACAGGUUAUUUCUAUUGAAAUGUCAAAGUCAGCAUUAAAAAUAUAGAGUCUGAAUUUUAUAGUGAUAUUGUAUUAGUGUGGAUCUAGGAAGAGAGGGGUUGAUAAAAAGUGAAAUUAAUUACAUUUUCAAAUUUUCAUUCGCAGUUGUUACAUAUUAUAUGGUGCAGGUUAAAUGUGUGUAGAUUUAAUGAAAUCACAAGCUGUAUUUUUUAUUUACUUAUUGUAUAUUGUGCAUAACGAUACAUUAUAUUGUGCUUCUUUGUUAUUAUUGUUGAUUUUGCAUUAUUUAUCAGAUACAUAUAUGUGAUACAGACAUUUAUUUUGUACAUUUUGUCAUUCCACAAUUAGGUAUUUAUCACUACUAAAUCUUGGUUACUUUCAAAAAUAAUUACUAGUUAAUCUUGAUUACUUACUGUUUAGUAAUGAUUACUAGUAAUUCUUGAUGACUGGCUGUUUAGUAAUAAUUACUAGUAAAUCUUGUUUUCUUGCUGUUUUAGUAAUAAUUACUAGUAAAGCUUGGUUACUUACUGAUUAGUAAUGAUCACUAGUAAAUCUUGGUUACUGACUAUGUGGUAAUAAAAUGAUUACUAGUAAAUCUUUGUUUCUGACCAUGUCUUAACUAAAAAAUGAUUAAAAAGAACUUUUGUGAUUUUUUUAAACUUUGAUUGUUAAUUGUUUAAGUGUUCUUGUCUAUGUAAACAUAUUAUUUGCAUUUUCUCUAUCUAUCACAGAUGUAUAUUUGUUGUGUGUGUUUAUAGGUAUAAGGAUUAUAAGGGUUCUCAACAAUAACUAUCACUUAAUAUUAAUAAUACUAUUAUUAAACAUAUUCCUAAUGUAUGAAAGAUAUAUUUUAUUCACUGCAACAAGAGUCAUAUUACAAUUGUUGAAAACGCAACCUUAUUGAAAUAUGAGACUAAAUGUAACCAAUUCUUUGGUGUUAAUUGCUGUCCCCAUUCUUAAAACAAACUGGGGGGGGGGGGGGCGAUUUCAGCAAAUCAUGGACUCCAUUAAUAUAUUAUGGUCCAUGAGAAAAUGAAUUGUAGCAAAAAGAAAGAAAAAUUUUUCACUAAUUUUUGUUUAGAACAAAUUUGAUUGAAAACUCCAGAGAAUGAACUUGGUUGCUGACUAUUGGGAAGUGAUUACUAUUAAAUCUUAGUAACUAUUUGGGAAUGAUUACUAGAAAAUCUUUGUUACUGACCAUUUGGUAAUAAAUCUUGGUAACUGACUAUUUGGGAAUAAUUACUAGAAAAAAUUUGCUACUGACUACUUAGUAGUGAUUACUAGUAAAUUUUGCCAUUUUGUAUUUUAGAACAGUAAUUGAUGAAUGUAUAAGUUUGAUGGAAAGGUCACUUAUUUAAAGAUGAUAAUAAUUUAGAACAAAAUUGUGAUACAAGAAUAACCGUCCAUAAAUUAUUUCAAAUUGUCAUAUUUUUUAUUUCUGUAUUUUUCACAUUUCACUGAUUACAUGUAUAGGAGAAUAAAGACUGCUUUACUAGUAUAACUCAAUACAGUUUCCUCUUUGUCCUGGAAAAUAAUGACCUCAACUACGAUGGCUUUUUGAGAAAAGCGGCAAAUUGGUGUCAUUUUAGGUAGAGUAUUCUGGUUUAUUGGUAAUUUUUGCUAAUAUUAAGCUGAUCUAAGUCCCCUUUCUUUUAAAAUGAGGUUUAAAAAUCAAGUCAAGUAGCAAAGUAGUGGUGACGUAUGUGUGAUUU
Molecule: messenger RNA, 7278 nt
Organism: Patella vulgata (common limpet)
Lineage: Eukaryota; Metazoa; Mollusca; Gastropoda; Patellidae
Product: serine/threonine-protein kinase Nek1
Exons: 41
Coding region: 622-5058 (1478 amino acids)
Biological process (GO): protein phosphorylation
Molecular function (GO): protein kinase activity; ATP binding
Source: RefSeq, a predicted model, not a curated record